Molecule: messenger RNA, 1710 nt
Organism: Fulvia fulva
Lineage: Eukaryota; Fungi; Ascomycota; Dothideomycetes; Mycosphaerellales; Mycosphaerellaceae
Product: Vacuolar protein 8
Exons: 6
Coding region: 1-1710 (569 amino acids)
Biological process (GO): nucleus-vacuole junction assembly; vacuole inheritance
Cellular component (GO): fungal-type vacuole membrane
Molecular function (GO): protein binding; protein-membrane adaptor activity
Source: RefSeq, a predicted model, not a curated record
AUGGCCAACAUAUGCCAGCAGAUCUUCUUCUGCUGCGGAAGCCGCUCCAAGGUCGACUACGAUAAUGUCCUCGCCGACUCGGAGCGCGAAGCUGUGGCCGAUCUGCUGAACUACCUCGAGAAUCGAGGCGAGACUGACUUCUUCUCCGGCGAGCCACUACAAGCACUAUCAACACUGGUCUACAGUCAGAACAUCGACCUGCAGCGGAGCGCGAGCUUGACUUUUGCCGAGAUCACAGAAAGAGAUGUACGACCGGUCGAUAGGGCGACCCUCGAACCAAUCCUUUUCCUCCUCGAAAGCAGCGACAUUGAGGUCCAGCGGGCUGCCUCGGCUGCGCUGGGCAAUCUUGCCGUAGAUGGCCAGAACAAGACUCUUAUCGUCUCUCUCGGCGGCCUCACACCUCUCAUCCGGCAGAUGAACAGCCCCAACGUCGAGGUGCAAUGCAAUGCGGUCGGCUGCAUCACGAAUCUCGCCACCCACGAGGAGAACAAGUCGCGGAUAGCGAGGUCUGGCGCAUUGGCGCCUCUUACACGACUUGCCAAGAGCAAGGACAUGAGGGUGCAACGAAAUGCUACCGGAGCUUUGCUGAACAUGACCCACUCGGACGAUAACAGACAACAACUCGUCUCGGCAGGUGCGAUACCCGUACUUGUCAGCCUUCUCUCGAGCCAGGACACGGACGUGCAAUACUACUGUACCACAGCGCUCAGCAACAUUGCAGUGGACAGCACGAACCGUAAAAGACUGGCGCAAACGGAAACAAAACUGGUACAGAGUCUAGUGCACUUGAUGAAAGGUCAGGCUCCGAAAGUACAGUGUCAGGCUGCGCUCGCGCUCAGGAACCUGGCGAGCGACGAAAAGUACCAACUCGAGAUUGUGCGCGCCGGCGGCCUGUUGCCCCUACUCGGCCUACUACAGAGCAGCUACUUACCCUUGAUAUUGUCAGCUGUCGCUUGCAUCCGCAAUAUCAGCAUACAUCCGAUGAACGAGUCGCCCAUCAUCGAUGCCGGCUUCCUGAAGCCAUUGGUCGAUCUUCUUGGUUCAACGGACAACGAAGAGAUCCAGUGUCAUGCAAUCUCCACCUUACGAAACCUGGCCGCUUCCUCUGACAAGAACAAACAACUGGUAUUGCAAGCAGGCGCUGUCCAGAAAUGCAAGGAACUUGUCCUGAAUGUACCACUGAGUGUACAGUCUGAGAUGACAGCUGCCAUUGCUGUUCUAGCACUCUCGGACGACUUGAAACCGGAACUUCUUGAUUUGGGCGUGUUUGAAGUGCUCAUUCCACUGACAGAGAGCGAAAGCAUUGAGGUACAAGGCAACAGUGCUGCGGCACUUGGGAACUUGAGCAGCAAAGUCAACGACUACUCGCUUUUCCACAAAGCGUGGCAACAGCCAUCCGGUGGCAUACACGGCUACUUGAACCGUUUCCUAGCUUCAGGAGACCCAACGUUCCAGCACAUAGCAAUUUGGACCUUGUUACAGCUUCUCGAGUCUAAGGACGACAAGUUGACACAGCAGAUCGAAAGCGCCGAGGACAUCAUGAGAAUGGUGCGCGAAAUCAGCGAAAAGACUGUCGUGUCAGACGACGAAACCGGAGACGAGAGCGAGGACGGCGAAGGUGAGGUCGUUGCGCUGGCCACUCGAUGCUUGCAGAUCAUCAAUGGCGAAGUUCCAGAAGGCGACAGCCAGCCAUCUUCAUUCAAGAACUAG